Trichomonas vaginalis G3 is the source of this 489-nucleotide messenger RNA. RefSeq lists its product as uncharacterized. Lineage: Eukaryota; Parabasalia; Trichomonadida; Trichomonadidae. The record is from RefSeq and is a predicted model, not a curated record. The transcript has a single exon. The coding region runs from base 1 to 489 and encodes 162 amino acids.
AUGAAUACAGAGAAAACUGAUGUAGAAAAUAUAGAAAAUGGCUUCAAGUCAUUAAGAUCACAAGCUCUGAACGCAAUUAACCAAUAUCAAAUUGUAUUUUUAAGUAAUCUCGAUAUAAUCGAAAAGAGAGCAAGAGAACUCAUGGACUCAAUCAAUUCAGAGAAUAGGGAUUUGGAUCAAUAUAUAAGGGAAAACACUGUUGAAGAUCUUACUUCAAGCGAAUACCAUACUGAAAUGCUUCCUCCUCGAACAGCAAGGAAAUCAGAGCAUCAUCAUGCAGCUACUGACUCAAGAUCAAAAAGUCCAUAUGAACAAGAUCGACAUACUCCAAAUCCUCCGCCAAGAUAUAAAGAACCCGAGCCACCAAGAAGGAAAACUCCUCCAUACAGAUCAUCAGAGCACGGUCAUAAUAAAAAUCCACCAAAAGCAGUUAAAAAAUCAUCAAAGAAAAUUUUAUCAGACAGCUCAGAUGAUAGCAUUGAAUUCUGA